AUGGAAGCUGAUCCAGAAGAACUAUUAGUUUGGCUGAAAGGAGAUGGAGGUGGCGAACGGGAUCUACAAAUAUCUGCGCUAGAGCAACUUUGUAUGUUGGUAUUAAUGUGCGAUAAUAUUGAUCGAUGUUUUGAACAGUAUCAACCUCGACUUUUCCUUCCUGCUCUCUGUGAUAUAUUCAGUGAUCCAUUAGCCCCAACACGUGUACUUGAAGUGACAGCACGUGCAUUAACAUACUUCCUUGAUGUAUCUGUUGAUUGUGCAAAAAAGAUCACGCAACAUGCAUCUCUUAUACGUUCAAUGUGUGCUUGUCUACAGGUUGUCGAUAUUGAAGAUCGUACAAAUAAAGAUUUAGCUGAGCAAAUAAUAAAAGUUUUUGAACGUUUAUGCUCAAGAGAAGCAUCAAAUAUAUAUGAACAAGAUGGUCUUCGUUGUGUACUUGAUUUUAUUAACAAUUGGUAUUCAGUUAUACAUAAGGAUUCUUUGCAAUCUGCAUUGAAUGUUGUCGUAAAAUUAAUCGGUAAAAUUGACCCACAAAAUUCUCCUACAUUGGAUCAAACAAUUGAAUCAUUAUCAAAUUUACUUUUACAUGUCGAUACGUUUGUAUCGGAUAAUGCGUUAAGAUGUUUUGCAACAUUAGCUGACAGAUUCGCAAGAAAAAAUGUUGAUCCAGAACCACUGAUGCGUUAUUGUUUGAAAGAUGUUCUUCUUCGAUCAUUACACUAUGUGUCAAAGUCAACGGGUAAUACGUUAACUCCCGUUUCAUCAUUAUCAUCAUCAUCAUCAUCAACAAUAAAUACUGAGACAACGGGAUCACAUAAUGCACCCUUAUCAGGAUCGAAUACACGCGGUGUUACGACAAACCUAUCGGUUGUAACAGGUUUAUUAUCAACACUUUGCCGCGGUAGUGCUAAAGUAACACGUGAUCUACUUCGAAGUGAUCUUCCUGAUGCAUUAGAAUCAGCAUUGUGUGGUGGCGAUGAAAGAUGUGUACUUGAUACAAUGAGAUUUCUUGAUCUACUUAUUGUAUUAAUUUUCGAGGGACGUCAAGUUCUUCCACGUCCAGUAGGCACAGCACGGGCAUCGAUUACAGCAAUUGCAACAACAAAUGUUUCUGUUCCAAUAACGAGUGCAACUAUUGAUACAAACCGACGUGCAUCAUCAUCGUCAUUGCUGUCAGCAAUCGCAGCAGGAGGGGGAGCAGCAGCAGCAGCAGUAUCAUCAACAAUCAGUGGCAUUAUUCCAUCAGAUCGUUCUCAACAACAAAUUAUUGAAUUUAUUCGUUCACGUGAUGUUCAAGGUUUUAUAAAUCAUAUUGAACAAGGUAGUAUUGAUGUUAAUUAUACUGAUAAUGUUGGUCAAACAAUGUUAAAUUGGGUUGCUGCGUUUGGUACACGUGAAAUGAUUGAAUAUUUAUGUCGACGUGGUGCCGAUGUUAAUCGUGGCCAACGUUCAUCUUCAUUACAUUAUGCAGCUUGUUUUGGGCGACCUUCAAUCGUACGUCUACUAUUAAAGUAUGGCGGUAAUGUUGAUUUACGUGAUGAAGAUGGCCGAACAGCUUUAGAUAAAGCACGUGAACGCCAAGAUGAAGGCCAUCAGGAAGUUGUUGAAAUUCUUCAAUCAGCUCACGAAUGGACGGAUAUACGACGGCAAGAACCGACACCAACAGCAAAUACUAAUUCAUCGAUAAAAUCUAUUGAGCAAACAAUAACAACGAAUGAAAUCAAAGGUGAUAUUGAAAUGCAACCGAUUUAUUUACAACGUUUAUUAUCAAUAUUUUGUCAAUUAUAUCAAAAUACAAUGAUAUUAACAAUUAAACGUAAUACAUUACGUUUAGUAUCAAAAUUAUUACAUUAUGCAACCGUUGAACAAAUACGUGUGUAUUUAAUGCAAGGUGAAACGAAUAUAUUAACAACAUUAUUUGAAUUGUUAAGUUCAAUAUUGGACACAAAUGAAGAUGAUGAUGAUACAUCGAAUCUUGUUUUAUUGAUUAUUAAAAAUUUAUUUGAAAAAGAUCGACAUCUAUUUCUAGAACAAUUUCAAUAUUUAGGUUUAAUAUGGAAAAUAACAUCAUUGGCAUUAUCACAUCCGGUAACGCCAUCAUCAACAAUAACAAAUAUAGCUGCUGAUCAACAGCCACACUCGUCAUUAUCGAUUGAUAUUCUUGCCGUUGAUGCUAAAGAAAUUCUUUGUCAUCGACCUUAUAUUUGGAAUGAAUUUAACAUAUUACGAAAUCGAGAAUGUUUAUAUCUAUGGAAUAUUUCAAUUGCUAUUGAAUUAUCAAUGGGCUCCAAUGGAUGGUUUAGGUUUUUUGCUGAUAAUUCUUUAUCAACAAUGUAUUCUUCAGGAAGCCCAGAAACAAAUGUAGAUACAAGUGAAAAUCGUCAUGAUUUUAUUGAUAAACUUCAGCGGUUAAAACAACAAGUACUCGAUGAUAUAGAACAUGAUAAAAAUGAUGAAAAUAUUAAACCAAUCGAUGCAGAACAACAACUGUUGAUAGCACGAACGCUUUUUACAUCAGACACAAGUAAUGAACGUACAAUAACGGUGGGUCAUUGGACAUUUGAAUGUAAUGGAUCAACACAACUUCGUAUUCACAAUGUUGAAGGAGAACAGGUAACAAUUAUUGAACAAGGUCAACCAGGUUUUAUAUUCGAGUCAAAUCGUGGUACUCGCCAUACAUACCACGCACAGUCAACAUUAGGCAAUGAAUUUUCAAUACCAUGGUCAACAAUUGAAUCUUUGAAUUCUUCGGCGUCAACAAAUGCGAACGAUUCUUCAUCAAAUAGCUCAGUAGCAAAAACUUUGUCGAUUCCAAUAGGCAAAACAAAACAAGAACAAAUGAAACAUCGUACAACAGAAUUAGCAUUACUUAUCUACAAUGAUUAUUUAAAAAAUGUAACACCAACCAAUUAUACGCGUUCAGUAUUAAAUGAACUCAAAGCAAUAGUCAACGAUUUAAAUAAUGAUCUUAGUUUGAAUUCAUUUGAGAAAUUAAAAAAAUUUUUAAUUGAAAAAACAAGUUUAUCAUUAUAUGAAUUAUCAUCAUCUGGUCUCGUUAGUAGUUUAUUGAAAAUAUUUCAUGGUUUACUUGAUCAAUCCUCCGAUGAAAUUAAUCUAGCCAAUGAACGAUCGAAAUUGUUUUCCUUGAUAUUUCUAUCCGAUGAACAACCACAGGCGUUUUAUAUCCUCAUACGCAAACUUGUAUCAAUAUUAGAAUCUAUUGAAAAAUUACCAUUAUUUUUAUAUGAUACACCAUCGAGUUACGGCUUACAGAUAUUUUCCAAACGGUUUCGUUUUCAACUUCAUUAUCAAAAUCGACAACAGCUAUUUACUGAUAGAACUGGAAAAUCAUUAAAAAUUGAGCCAUUAGCUACAGUCGGACAAUUGAAAGCAUUUCUUGCAUCAAUGGUUUCAAAGCAAUGGUAUGAUCAUCCUCAUACACAUUUAGAAUUUAUUAAACGUUUAAAAACUGAUGGUCGACAGCAAUUUACAUAUGCCAGUGAUUUUGAUCACAAUGGAAUUUUAUACUGGAUUGGUACUAAUGCUAGAACAAUAUCGAAUUAUACGAAUCCGAAUUCAACCGGACUUAUUUCAGUCACGUGUUCAGAUAAUAAUUGUACACCUCAACAAUUAUCAGAAAUGAUUUCACAUCCGGUGCAUGCAGAUGAUGAUGAGAACACUAAUGAUACAUAUCAUGGUUGCACUUGGGUUAUGUUCGAUUUAGGACUAUGGGUUUUACCAACACAUUUUACAUUACGACAUAGUACUGGUGGUUUUCCACAUUGGACACGAAGUUUUCUAUUUCAAAUAUCAAAAGAUGGUGCACAUUUUAUAACAUGUGACAUAUCGUUGGUCAAUGAUACCAAUUCAUCAGUGGCAACAUGGAAUAUCAAAAAUAAUUUAAAUGAUAAUUCAACAGGCUUCAGAUAUAUACGUAUUCAUCAAAAAUCUGGUCGACAUCCUGUUUCUAUGGCUGGUUUCGAACUUUAUGGACAAGUUAUUUCAGCUAUUGAUAUUCGUUCAAAAUCAGAAUUAACUCGUUCUCGUUUAAAUCGUGAUGAUAACCGAAAUCGCUCAACAAGCUCUCGUCAAGUUCCAUCUUAUCAUCAUUCAAUAUCAUCGGCUAGUAAUCGUGCAAAUAAAAUGCAAUCACAUAUCUUAAGACGUUUAGCAAGUAUGCGCACAAGUGGUACAGCAGCCACAUCAUCAACAGGAAAUUCAAAUGGAUCAAAUACUAAUGCAAGCAAUACUAGAUCUUCAGCAUCAACCAUCGAUCGAAUUCUAUUUGACCAAAUGAUAGAUCUUUCAUCAAUACCAAUUGAUUUAUCAACAGCUCUUGAAUCCGAUGAUCCAGAACGAUUACGAAUGGUUAUUCAAGAAACUCUCUCGCGAUUAACUGGUGAUACAAUAUUAAAUGAUAAUACGAAUUUACUUAAUAUAAUCUCACAACGUAAAAGUGUUUCAACACCGAAUAUAAGUAAUGGUGAACCAAUAUUUUCAGUUUCAUCAACUGAACAAGCGUCGAGUGUCGAAAGUCUAAUAUCAUCAUCUCGUACGACAGAACAUACAAUAGAUCUGAUGCAAGGUUUUCGUGACCAAAUAGCACGACAAUAUGAUGCAUUAGUUGCUCAAACACAACUAGAGCCAACUAUUGAAGAACCUACAUCAUCACUUUGGUUAUCAUCAUCAGCAGAAGAUUUUUUAACACCCAUUCGUUCAAAUACAUCAAAUGCUGGUAAUUGGCUUGAACUUGGAGAAUAUAAUGAAGAAACGCUUUUGACAUCGAAAGAUGAACCAAAAGAUAAGCACAAUAAUACGCCGUCGAAUGCAUCGAAUGAAAAUAAUACUUGUGAUACACGACUUUUUACUUCAGCUCAAACAACGCCAAUCACAACUACGACACACUCAAGACAAUCAAUUAGUAGUACAACUGAAUCAAUUGAAUCAAUGUGUGCUGUAACUGAAGAAAAUAAUAAAAAGAAUGCUACCAGUGAAUGCUCUGAACAACGAAUUAUAUUAUUAGAGAAUGACAUGAACGCAAGUGUACCGAAUCUUUCUACAACCAAUCCAAAUAAUAUGACUUUAUCAAAUCUAUUGACGUCUGCACAAAGUUCACCAAACUUAACAAUCACAGCAGCAACAACGUUGAAUAUUGUUAAAGACGCUAUGGUUGAUGAUGAAUCAAUGCCAAUGGAAGAAUCACAAAGUUUAUCUGAAAUACCGUUAUCUGAUCAACAACAAAAACAAAAUGAUGAAACAAGCGAAGACGAAGAUAUGGAAGACGAUGAACAUUGUCAUUUAAAACGUGCUAAAUUAAAUAGUCAACAAAUUCAACCCCCGUUGGAUACUAAUGAAGAGGAUGAAGACGAUGAUGAAGACGAAGCAGAUGAAGAAGAAGCCGAACAAGAUGAACAUUGUGGUCUAUUUGAUGAACAGGAAGAAGAAGAAGAAUACGAUGAACAACUACAAGAACAACUUCAUGGUGAACAACAAUCCCUAACACGUCGAAAUUGGGACGAUGAUUUCGUUUUGAAACGACAAUUUUCUGUUUUACUUCCAGCAUUUGAUGGUCGACCCGGUAGAACAAAUAUAAAUGCAACACAAGAUAUCCCAGUACCAACAACAAUGACUCCAAAACAAUUAACUUCAUCGAAACAAAUAUCUACUACAGAUACACUAGCUGCUGCUAAUAUGACUUUAUAUAUUCGUGGACCAUCACCAGAAUUACCAGGAUUAAAAGAAAUCGAUAUUGAAAUGGAUGAUUCAGAUGCAACAAUUUUUAAAUAUAUUCAACAACUGAUUCAACCAUUCCCCUCAUCACAAAGAUCUGAACGUAUUAAAAGAAUUUUCGAGCCAACUUAUACAAUUGUCUAUACUGAAAAAUCAAAUGAACAAUCAAAAUCAGAUACAUCUCAAUCAUUUUUAUCUUGUCCUAUUGAUCUUGAUAUGAUUUCAAUCAUUAAUGAAAAUAUUCAAAAAUCAUCAUCUACAAAUCUCACUUCAAAUGAUCCAAAAGAUGUUUGUACUAUUGAAGAUAUUCUUGAAUUACUACGUCAAUUAUUUUAUUUAUCAAAUGCAUAUGUUCAAAAUAAUCCUCAUCGAUAUCAUGCAGAUGAAAAUCUUUCAUUGGAGAAUUACUUUUAUUCAAAAAAAUUAAAUAAUAAACUCCUACAACAAAUACAAGAUUCAAUUAUCAUAGCAUCGUCAAGUUUACCAAUCUGGACUGAAUGGUUAACACAUUCAUAUAAAUUCUUAUAUCCAUUUGAAACUCGACAAUUAUAUUUUCGUACAACAAGUUUUGGUACAUCACGUUCAAUUGUAUGGUUACAAGAACGACGAGAUGAAUUAAUUCGUGCUGCACGUACAGGCGGUCUAUUACGUCCAUUAGGCGGUUCAACAACAGCAGCAGCAACAACAACAACACUAUCAUCAUUUCGUGCUGCAUCGAAUUCAAAUGAAAAUUCAUCAUCAACAUCAAAUGUGUUCGUUCAUGAAUUUCGUUUAGGUCGUUUGAAAAUCGAUCGUGCAACACCCAUCGAUCGUGAACAUAUCCUACGUGAUGCUAUGAAUUUAUUUCAUUAUCAUGCGCAAUCAAAAGCUAAAUUAGAAAUUCAAUUUUUAAAUGAAGAAGGUACUGGCGAUGGACCAACAUUAGAAUUUUAUGCAUUAAUUGCUAGUGAUUUACAAAAGCAUUCGCUUGGUUUAUGGUGGCAUCAUGAUGAUCAUGAGCAAAAUCAAACAAUUUAUGUUAGAAAAUUAGAAGGUCUCUUUCCUGUACCAUAUUCUCAGAAUGAUGAAAGAUUAGAUACUGUGUGCAAUUAUUUUUCAUUGAUGGGAAUUUAUUUUGCUAAAUGUUUGUUAGAUAAAUAUUUAAUUGAUAUGCCAUUAUCAAUAGCAUUUCUUAAACUACUUUGUACGAAAUCAAAAUAUAGCAAUGAUUCAAAUAUAUGGUACGAUGGUAUAUUAGAUUUAACUGAUCUAAUUGAUAUUGAACCACUACGUGGAAAAUUCUUUCAACAACUCUAUGAAUUAAUUGAUAGACGUAAUAAAAUACUUGAUGAUGUUAGUAAAACAAAUGAUGAAAAGAAACGCUUAUGCUCACAAUUAAAAGUAGACAAUGAUCACCAUGAAUCAGUUGAUCUCGAACAUUUAUGUUUAACUUUUGUUUAUUCACCACCAUCGAAUAUCUAUGGUUAUCAAUCAAUAGAUUUAAUAUCAAAUGGAUCACACAUAGAUGUGACAAUUGAUAAUGUUGAUCUAUAUGUUAAAUUAUCUUUAGAAUUUAUUUUUCGUGAUGGUAUUCGACGUCAAAUGGAUGCUUUUCGAAAUGGAUUCAAUCAAGUAUUCUCAAUAGAACAUUUAAAAUGUUUUAAUUCACAUGAAUUAAAACUUCUUCUGUGUGGUAAUCAAUGGCCAUCGUGGACCUUAGAAGAGUUACUUAAUUAUAUUGAACCUAGUCAUGGUUUUACACGAGAAAGCCCUGGUUUUACCAAAUUUCUUAAUGUUAUGUUGGAACUUGAUGGUCUUGAAAGAAAGUCUGUUGUUCAAUUUAUUACUGGCUGUUCUUCAUUACCACCUGGAGGUCUUGCGAAUCUUCGACCUCGUUUAGCUGUAGCUCGUAAAGUUGAAGCCGAUGAUAAUUCAUAUCCAUCAGUAAAUACAUGUUAUCAUUAUCUUAAAUUGCCCGAUUAUUCAAGCCAAGAAAUUCUCAAAAUUCGUCUCAUGACAGCAUGUAAAGAACGGGGAUUUUAUUUCAAUUAA
Molecule: messenger RNA, 7764 nt
Organism: Rotaria socialis
Lineage: Eukaryota; Metazoa; Rotifera; Eurotatoria; Philodinida; Philodinidae
Source: the annotation of a GenBank genome assembly